This is a messenger RNA of Papaver somniferum (opium poppy), 572 nucleotides long. Its product is annotated as GDSL esterase/lipase At1g28570-like. Gene Ontology annotation, molecular function: hydrolase activity, acting on ester bonds. The record is from RefSeq and is a predicted model, not a curated record. The annotation marks the transcript as partial. The transcript has 2 exons. NCBI's taxonomy places the organism in Eukaryota, Viridiplantae, Streptophyta, Magnoliopsida, Ranunculales, Papaveraceae.
AUCCAGCUAACAUUCCUGUAACCAUGACAUAAAGUUGAGGGGUGAACAAUUCGAAUUGUUAAUUCUCUUAGCAUUUUCCACUAUGGCUUCAUCUUUCUCUCCUUCCUCCUCUCUUUUCUUCCAUUUAACCUUUAGUAGUAUGAUCAUAGUCUGUAUCCUUUUAAUUACAACUGCUAAUCCAGUUUUAGGGUCGUCGUAUUACAAAUCCAUCUUCAGCUUUGGAGAUUCGCUCGCUGACACCGGGAAUACUCUCUACAACAAACCAAAUGCAUAUGUUUCCAGAUUACCCUACGGAGAGACCUACUUCCAUCGAGCCACCAGUCGCUUCUCUGAUGGACGUGUAGUUCUUGAUUUCAUUGCCGAUGCUGUAGGACUGCCGCUGCUACCGCCAUAUCUUGGAAGCAGCAAUAAGGAUUUACGUCAGGGGGUGAACUUUGCCGUUGGGGGAGCUACAGCUUUGGAUUCUUCAUUUUUUGAAGAAAGAAAGAUUAAUGUUGUUACCAAUGACUCUCUUGGAGUUCAACUCGAAUGGUUCAAACAGCUUUUGCCUUCCCUUUGCAAUCCAUCUUCAG